Conger conger (European conger) is the source of this 2668-nucleotide messenger RNA. It is a transcript of the gene tbc1d20, whose product is annotated as TBC1 domain family, member 20. The transcript has 8 exons. The record is from RefSeq and is a predicted model, not a curated record. Gene Ontology annotation, biological process: positive regulation of GTPase activity; endoplasmic reticulum to Golgi vesicle-mediated transport. Lineage: Eukaryota; Metazoa; Chordata; Actinopteri; Anguilliformes; Congridae. Bases 416 to 1621 code for a protein of 401 amino acids. Gene Ontology annotation, molecular function: GTPase activator activity. Gene Ontology annotation, cellular component: endoplasmic reticulum membrane.
CAACCUAGAUCAGCUGGGGACGGACAAGGAGGCGCGUCUUCUCGAGAUCUGGAAAGAUUUUAAAGCGAGCAGUUGCUUUUUUUCCACGAGUUAACGGAAUCAUAGCAUUAAAAGCAACACCGUUUCAUCUGCCUAAGACUAGCGAAUGUUUUGACACACGUUUUGAAUGACGUGAUAGUAUUUGUCAGUGUUGCUAGCUAGUAGCAGCCAGCUAACCAGUGCUUGGCUGCAGUGAUGUGGCCUGUUCUGUUUGACGGAGGGAGAGGGAGGAUGAGCAAGUCCAGCUAAUCAAGACCAUCGCUGCACUCAUCUUUGUUGCUGGCGAGAGAUAUUUUUAUUUUUCCAAUGUCUGUUUAAAUUGAAGGUGGGGGAGAAGACACUUCAAAAGAUCAACAACAAUGAGCGGACUGGCAAGAUGUCCCUGAAAAAAUCUAAAAGCAUCGGUGCCUCCUCUCCUUUGAAUGGAAUCGGCAAACAGGACGGGGACUCGCGGAGGAGGAGGAAGAUGGCCGAGAUCUCGCAGGCCCUGGGAGCGAGCCCGGCGGACGUGGCGGCCCUGCGGCGGAUGGCCAUCAGCGAGGGCGGGCUGCUGAGCGACGAGAUCCGCUGCCAAGUCUGGCCCAAACUGCUCAACAUGCACACCGACCACCUGCCCGAGAAGCCGGCAGCGGACUUGAGGGAGAACCACAAGGACUACCAUCAGGUGCUGCUGGAUGUGAGGCGCUCUCUCCGGAGGUUUCCGCCAGGGAUGCCUGAUGACCAGCGGGAGGGUCUACAGGAGGAGCUGAUUGACAUCAUCCUGCACGUGCUCGACCGCAACCCCCAGCUGCACUAUUACCAGGGUUACCAUGACAUCGUCGUCACCUUCCUCCUGGUCCUGGGCGAGCGACUGGCCACCGUCCUGGUGGAGAAACUCUCCACCCACCAUCUCAGGGAUUUUAUGGACCCCACCAUGGACAACACCAAACACAUUUUAAACUAUCUGAUGCCCAUCAUAGAGCGGGUCAACCCUGAGGUGCACGACUUCAUGCAGCAGGCGGAGGUGGGCACCAUCUUUGCCCUGAGCUGGCUCAUCACCUGGUUUGGCCAUGUACUGUCUGAUUUCCGUCACGUGGUUCGGUUGUACGACUUCUUCCUGGCCUGUCACCCCCUAAUGCCCAUCUACUUUGCUGCCGUGAUCGUGCUUCACCGAGAGGAGGAGGUGCUGGACUGCGAGUGUGACAUGGCCUCCGUGCACCACCUCCUGUCCCAGAUCCCUCAGGACCUCCCGUACGAGACGCUCAUCAGCCGAGCCGGCGACCUCUUCGUCCAGUUUCCCCCCUCCGAGCUCGCCCGGGAGGCGGCCCAGCAGAACAGCCAACAGACGGCGGCCUCUACCUUUAAGGACUUUGAGCUGGCGUCGGCGCAGCAGAAGCCGGACUCUGUGCUCCGGCGGCGGCGGAGGGAGCGGGUGCCACCUCAGGCUCAGGCGCAGGCCAUGGUGGUGGCGCGGCCGCGGGCCAAGCGUCUGGUCCGGCUGGCCGUCAUGGGCCUCACCGUGGCCCUGGGGGCCGCGGCCCUCGCCGUGGUCAACACCGCCCUGGAGUGGGCCCCCAAUCUCGAUUUCCAGCUCUUCCCCUGACCACGGCUCCUGGACACGCGCUUCCCCCUCCCCCACCGGACGCUCCGUUGCUGCGGGAGGAGGGGUCCUUAUUUAGGCGUUUGUAUAUUUCAGAAAUAUAAAGGACGUAAGCGGCCGCGCUCGCAGGGAAUAAACUGUCAGGCGGAUUCAUUUAAAGGACGGCUGGGAAGCGCUUUGCCGAGUGAGUGGGGCUGCCAAUGUUGCUUUCUGAGUCAAGGUUAGGGUGUGGCGGUGCUGCUGAUUAGGCUAGUGUGUGUGUGUGUUUGUGCGCGUGCGUGGGGGUGUGUGUGUGUGAGUGUGACUGGUAGCCACUGAAAGCGGCAGUUUCCCCACACGGUCUUACUGUAAGGACUAAACGUCACAGAAGGCUUCCGUUUGGGAGGUUAGCCACCCCACACACACCCCCAAAUUAAACUAGGCCUCAGUCUGCAGUGAAGUUCACCUGUGACCAUCCAGCCUUCAAAAUGGCUGCCUUGUCACCACUGUCACCCCUAUUCUGAGUACUGUACCGCGACCAAAAAGGCCCAGUUUAAUCCCCUAGUUUUGUGUAUUUUCCACACAAUGUAUAUUUUCUCAAAUGAAAUGCAAGUCGUUUAUUUUUCUGAUCAGGUUUUAUUUUUCUCAUAAUUAUGAUCGGUCUGUUGUGCAUUUCAGUUCAGCGAUCGUCACACUCCGUGUUAUCGGCGUCUGUGCCGGUUCCUGUUUCGGUGUCCGUCUCUCCGUGUACAGCAUCGCCCUGACUGCACUUGUCCGGCCGGCUUCCUCCUCGGCCCCACCCCCUCCGGAUAAGCAAAACAUUUCCUGCCUUUCAGUGUACACGGCCUGUUUGCGGACACUCCCUACUGAAAAGCACCAAUAAUCUCCUGGAACAGGGCUGGGCAGCCCUAGGUUAUGUACUAAAGCCCUGUUCCUCAAUUCAUGGUCCUCAAGGGUUGAGGACUCCUGGGUUUUCCACCCUCCGUUUACCUGGUAGUCGGGUGUGAAUGCGGUCAACAAAUGGACUGGAUUCGGAUUCGAGGGCCAGAUUUGAAUAUCCAUGAUGUAAAC